AUGGAGCUGGCAGACAACCAGACAGCCAUACAGGCCACAGAGAGGCAAGAAAAGAAGCAAUCAGCAGUCAGCCUGCUCAGCUCAGGGGGAUGGGACCCCCGAUCCGCAGGCAGAUGGGGCGAGGUGACAUCGCGGAGGGGCUUCUCUUGGGCCGCGGGAGGUGACUACCCCACGUAUAGCGGAUGGCUGAUGGCAUAUGUCAACCAAGGGUCCAGCAGCGUCUAG
Molecule: messenger RNA, 225 nt
Organism: Diaporthe amygdali
Lineage: Eukaryota; Fungi; Ascomycota; Sordariomycetes; Diaporthales; Diaporthaceae
Exons: 1
Coding region: 1-225 (74 amino acids)
Source: RefSeq, a predicted model, not a curated record